AUGUGCAGUAACCAAGGCAGUCAUGGCAUAGAAACUCUUGUGAACAAUGUUGUCAUGGGCAGCAGUGAGAAUUGUGAUCUGACUAGAGAGGGCUGCAACAAUCUUGUGUUGACCGUCUUCCAAAGCUUUCUGCAAUCUUGGGAUGUCAAAAUAGUUAAUGGUCAGGCCUUCAUCAUUAAAGUUGGUAUCGCUCGACAAGUCACCUAUGAGGUGGUGAAGAUGGCAGUGGUUGAGUUUGGGUUAGAGAUGGGAAAUAAAGCCAUAGAGAUUAUUGAUCCAGUUGUUAAAGUUGUCUUUGGCUUCAGAUUGAUCGGAGGGUUAUGGUGGUCAUUGGGAGAGACCAUCAGGGCUAUGAGAGAUGCCAGGGACAUGUACAAGUGUAAAAUAGAAGGUGAGGAUAGAGACAAUCCACCAAUUGAUACUGGCACUGGGUUUGAGAUCUGGGUUAUGUGCAUCUACUUCAACUAUCAGGUUCCGAACGCCAAUAAGAUACAUUUUGAGCGAUUAAAGGGCAUAGAAGAGGCCAUAGAGUUUGAGCUUGGGCUGGAAGAAUUGUGA
Heterobasidion irregulare TC 32-1 is the source of this 558-nucleotide messenger RNA. RefSeq lists its product as uncharacterized. The coding region runs from base 1 to 558 and encodes 185 amino acids. Lineage: Eukaryota; Fungi; Basidiomycota; Agaricomycetes; Russulales; Bondarzewiaceae. The transcript is spliced from 4 exons. The record is from RefSeq and is a predicted model, not a curated record.